UUGUACUCACAUUUGACAAUCUGAGAGGGUUUUAGUCGCAAGAAAAUGAUUGACAAAUUCAAGCUAGGUUCGGGUUUAAUCCGAUACAUACGUGGUGUCCCUCCGGUACCAUCAAAACCCAAAUUCAAGUAUAUCAAACCAUCGACUGCGACCUCGGCGACUGAACAUCAACUGACAACGCCUCCAAAGGAUCACUACGCUGUUCUGGGGGUGAACCGAUCUGCAAGUUAUCGUGAAAUCAAGCAAGCCUAUUACAAAAUGGCGAAAGCAUUCCAUCCGGACACUCAGCGCACGGGUGUCGGGAGUCGAGCGCUUAUAGACGAGGCUAAAUUCAAAGAAAUAACCGAAGCCUAUGAGGCUCUCAUGAAUGAGCACAAAAAAGGCGACAGUGUGAUCGCACUCAAUCCGGAAAUGUACAAGAUUGUUACCCGCGACCGUCGUCAGUCUAUGGUCUCAAGCUGGAACGCAGUGAACGAGCUGAAUUACGAGGACGUCAUCCUCAGCAUUCCGUUCAAGGAAGCUGCUGAAGGAGGCAGACGCGAAGUCAAACUUCCCAUCGGAACGAGAUGUGACCAGUGCUCCGUAUGGGGUACCUUUCCACCGGUGGAUAAAGAGGGCUGCUGCAAGGUUUGUCAGGGAACUGGCAAGCAAACGCUACACACCGAAAAUGGAACACUUUGGAUGACCUGCAAGUUUUGCAAAGGAGCAAGAAACACGCCUCACAAGGUGGUGUGUCCCAAGUGUCACGGCAGAGGAAUUAUUAUCAAAACACAUCCAGUGAUGAUAUGUAUACCGAAAGGGUCCAAAAACAAAGAUGUUAUCAGUGCCAGGAUUUCAGGCCACCAACGGUCGGUUAAUAUUAUUUUGAACAUACAAGACAUCGAUCGUUUCCAGAUGGAGGGACUGAAUGUUCACACAACAGAGGAGAUCUCGUUCACACAAGCCGUACUGGGUGCGAAUAUUUCCAUCAAAGGAAUAAAUGGAAUUUACAAUGUUCACAUACCACCUGGGACACAACCUGGCAGUGAAAUUCGUAUUCCGGGCAAGGGCGUGUGGGAUGCUGUAACGCAACAACGAGGUCAGCACAUACUCAAGAUAAAAAUUCGCAUUCCAACCUUGGAAACGACCCGCCAAAGACAUUUGCUGAAAGAGUUGGAAGCGACAUUUGAGAACAUCAAAAAUGCUUGAACCUUUAGGAACGUCAUGUUGUUUAUUUUUUUCAAAAUUGGCACUAUAAUGAAACUUUGGAACAGAUAUAAAAUUGUCCUUCUGAAUUCA
Molecule: messenger RNA, 1278 nt
Organism: Toxorhynchites rutilus septentrionalis
Lineage: Eukaryota; Metazoa; Arthropoda; Insecta; Diptera; Culicidae
Product: dnaJ homolog subfamily A member 3, mitochondrial-like
Exons: 2
Coding region: 46-1188 (380 amino acids)
Biological process (GO): protein folding; negative regulation of apoptotic process; mitochondrion organization
Cellular component (GO): mitochondrion
Molecular function (GO): heat shock protein binding
Source: RefSeq, a predicted model, not a curated record